GGUGAGUCACACAGCUCAUACCCUGUGGAGAGACUCUGCGGAGACAGUACAGGUUUCUGCAGAGCUGUGUUGAUGAUGGAUCAGCAUAGCAGACCUGCCUGCAGCACCAAUAACAGCAAUGAAGAUUUUUCAGUAAACAUUUUUUCUGUCACCCCUCUGCCUCCCACCAGAUCGAACGCUGAGGUGUCUGAAGGAGACAAAGCUGGAGCGACCUUAUUGUUUUCUGGAGUUUUUCUGGGGCUGGUUGGAAUAGCUUGCACGGUUAUGGGCUGGAUGAACUACAACAUUAGCACGAGUAGCAAGAGUUUUGAAUGGACGCAGUUGCUCGGCCCCAUCCUUCUCUCAGUUGGAGUAAUGUUUGUCCUAAUCGGCGUUUGCAAAUUCGGGAUGUUAACCUGCAUGAUUUGUAAGCAUUGUGUUGGCAGAUCAUCAGAAGAGGAACCAGCACAGCCUGGUCAUGGGCAGUCCUUUGUUUUCACCGGUAUAAAUCAACCUAUUACAAUCCAUGGGACCAGAGUGGUGCAAUAUAAUUCUCCACCAUGUGCCCCUGGGACCCAUGACGGGGGUACUGCAUGCAAUAUUCAGUCCAGGGGAAUACUACCUGCAGUCUCAACAACAACAUGUCCACCUCAGUACUGUUCCAUAUAUCCUUUUGGCAAACCAUUAACAAGUGAUGACCACUGCCCUCCAAGCCUCAGGCUGGACAACAGUAAUGUCGGGAACCAUGAAAAUGAAAAGAGACCAGAUGGGAAUGCGACUGCUGAGGAGGCCCCGGCCAGUUCCGCUCCCCCGGCAUAUGAUGACAUAUUUCCCGUUCCUCUAUCGGGCGAUUCUAUAUGAUGCUGCCCGUUUAGCUUUCUAUUUAGCUAUUAAAUUGUUUAAAUACAUUACUUACGUGCUAUGUGUACAUGUAGAUAUUUAGCAUGCCCUCUUAUCCAGAGCAAUUUACUAAGUUUAAAUUAUUUUAAUCAAGUUAUAUGAUUGUAUAUUUGCUGAAGAAAGUCGGGUGUGUUAUCAUGUUCAAUGGUGCAACCUUGAAGUUAGAAGUGCAGUUCCUUAAAUAUUAUAUUACACUGCUGCCCUUACAUUAGACUGGAAGCCAACGUGCUGUCAAAUUCCCGCCACUAAUUGAGAAUCUCUAUCUCUAUUUGAGAUACCACCUGUUUUGAUUUGAAUGAGAAGGUUAAAAAGCAUACACAUACUGUUGCUUUUGUCAUCGAAGUUCUUGAAUGUCAAAUUAAAUGUUCUUUAAAUAACAAUUGCAGGGCAACCAAUUUAAAAAUAAGUGCAACUGCUAUACUUUUAUUUAGUAAAGUACAUAAAAGGAGGGACGUUAUAUAAGUAACUUUGACAACCGCAAUUUAAGUUAAGGAUAGCCUAUGUAACGUCUAAUUCUGUAUUGUAAUUUGGACGCAAUUAACCUAUACGUCCAGCAUUGAGCUGUCCAUGGUCCUGUAGAGGUGUCUCUUGCUUGUGACCACUGAAAACAUUCCAUGGGUUUCUCUCUCCUGUUAAUAAAUAAAUAAAUAAAUAAAUAAAUAAAUAAAUAAAUAAAGGCUUUUCUCACACAAGAACAUUGGCUCGAAGUAACACAGAAACUGAAAGAGUCAUUUUACACAAAUGACAUAAACUGUUAAUAACCUACGCUUAUCGAAAUAUAUCAAUAUAAUUAUUCUUUCCUUGCUACUUGCAUAUAUUUUUCAGCAGUAACAAAGGUCAUGGACACUUUCAACUACCAAAGCAAUAAGCCUCGCAGUCCCCUCAGAUUUCCAUAUCGUCGGGAUCUAUAUUUACGAACACUAAACUGACUCGCCUUCUAUCAAUGAAAUAAUAGGCUAAUAAUAAUACAACUGAAUUAACUGUUCACCUCAUUGUGCAACGUUUAAUGCCUUUCCACUAGCUAAACAGGUAAUUAUAGCCGACAGUUUAACAAGCGGUCUUUCGUAAGUGGGACAAUCAUUAAAACAUAUCAGUAUUUUUCGAAUCAAUAUUAUUUGGUGACACUAAAAUUGCGAUGGCCAAUAGGCCUACUUCGCGCAUCAUGGUACCUACCUUCUUCAUUAAUUUUCCAUUUAAAUAAUAGCCUACUGCAUCAGACGAUUAGCCUAUCUGCGCUGAUCGGCAAUUGGCAAAAGGAUGCAAAAAAUAAUAAUAAUAAUAAUAAUAAUACAUAAUAAAAUAAAUAUAUAUUUUUAAAAGUUUUGGGGAGAAAAAUCAUGACUUUAGCAAAGCAGAGUCCAACUUUACUUCCUUUUCUGUAAAACUGAUUCAGCUGCGUGUGAUGACCAGAAACAGUUACUGCACUGAAAAUUGGUGGGGUCGGCAACAGAUUAUUUCCCUCGCCCUUACUUAAUUAGCCUAUCAAUAAGUAAUUAAUUCACAACAUAUUAUGUACCAUCAUAUAUAGCCAGAUUUUUUCAGUUAGGUCAUUUAGCAAGAAAUAAAAUUAUUUUUAUUUGCACUGCAAAAUUGUGGACAUUAUAUUAACAUUAUUAUUUGUGGAUAGGCUACAUGCUGAGCUCCUCUUUAUCCGCACUCGCACUUGGAGAAUAUUCAUGGUAAAGAUCUGCGAGUUUAGAAAAUAUUGAACCACAGGUUUUGUUAUUGCUGGUUAUGCAAUAAGCUAUAGGGGUAGUUUCAAGGAUUAAAAACAGGUUUACUCAUGCUGUCAUGACCAGGUGCAUAGGCCUAUAUUUACAUAUAUUUUUGGAAUAACCUCGCCAACGGAGUUCCUUGUCGGGGCCUUUUGUCCAUAGUCAAUAACAAACCCGUUAAUAAAGCAACUUUAUUAACUUUAUUAAAGCAACUUUAUUAAUACCCAGGAUUCAAUUGACGGCGUUCUGUGUCGAAACCUAUUUCUGAAAUGUAGAGACAAUUAAAGAUUACUGAUCUUGUGCACUGCAUUUUCUAUGCACGGCAAAAACAUUAAACGGAACUUUUUCAUGAACAGUUCUCGGUCUGAAUUUAGUCUAUAUCCUGAAAACAUUUAACGCUGAAUGUAAGUGUGAGGAAAACCGCUUGGGGGCAGAAAUACGGUAUGAAACUUCUAGCAAUAUUUGCUUGAUUUUUUAUUUAUUUAACUAAGCUACUACUACUACUACUACUACUAUUACUACUACUACGACUACUACUGUUGGUAUUGCAGAAUUAGACAAGGUUUGAUUCCUAGUGGUAAUGAUAAUACAACUUUAGGUGACUUACUAUCCAUAUGAUCAGAUUGUUGCCAAGAAAGCCAGUUUACAGUAUUUCAAUGAUUAUUGACAUUUAUAUAAGAAUAUACGCAAAGAAUUUAUAUAAUCGCCGCCGCUGAGCACUUUUCACUAUAAUAAAUACAUACACGUCUCGACUUUGGA
Messenger RNA from Anguilla rostrata (American eel), 3353 nucleotides. It is a transcript of the gene tmem174, whose product is annotated as transmembrane protein 174. The coding region runs from base 73 to 840 and encodes 255 amino acids. The record is from RefSeq and is a predicted model, not a curated record. Lineage: Eukaryota; Metazoa; Chordata; Actinopteri; Anguilliformes; Anguillidae. The transcript has 2 exons.